Messenger RNA from Salvelinus namaycush (lake trout), 698 nucleotides. RefSeq names its product tRNA-yW synthesizing protein 5 (gene tyw5). Lineage: Eukaryota; Metazoa; Chordata; Actinopteri; Salmoniformes; Salmonidae. The record is from RefSeq and is a predicted model, not a curated record.
UGUUCGUCGUCUCCAGACCUGGGGCGGUUCCUGGAGUUUGUGAAGGCUCAGCGGUACGAGUUUGUGCUGGAACCUGGAAACUUGCUCUUCAACCCCGCCCUGUGGUUCCAGAACACCCUGGCGUUGUUUGGCGAGAGUGUCAACAUCUUCUGGUGCCACCUGCUUGCAGAAAGUUACAAGGACCCCUACGGUAAUAAGAACCCUGUGGCACCUGCUUGGGCCUUUCAGGCACUGGAGAGGGCAUUACACAUUCUGAAUGAACUGCCGCCGGACUAUCAGAACUUCUAUGACUGUCGCAUGGGUCAGAGCUGCGCAUACUCCUCCCUGCCAGCUAGGGUGGCACGGGCUGAGUCAGAGACUACGUUUCCCUGCAGCCCACUAGCUCAUCUGGCUGAGGAUGCUCCUCUGAAACUCAGUCCAUGUCCAGAAACAAUCUCUACCCCCUAGACACUGGUGAAUUAAUAUGUCUGACAGGAUUUAAUAGGUACGUAAGGGGUAGGCGCUAGGGUUUCUGGACACUGCCUUGGAGUACACAACCGAUACAUGAAAUUCCCACUUCUUUCCAAAUCGUAGGCUCACCUGACUGCCACAUUAGCAGCUUUAAAAUAUGAAUUUGAGACACCAUGGACCUUAGAUUAAAGAAGCCUCUAUGAAUGUGUGCAAGUGAGCCAGUUUAUCAUAAAUUCUAUUUCACCUUC